UUCUGCUCACCGUCCGUGUCAUUGUGUGGCAUUAUUGUUAGCAAAGAUAUUUCUAGUAUCUUUGUUGUUAGGUAGGCCCAGAGAUUGGAGAAGACAACGUCAUCCGUUCAAAAAUAGCAGAAUGUGUUGGUAGGGAACUAGGCCUAGGUCUAUGUUUUAAUUACAGUACUCAUCCAUGCUGUGCGUUCAUCAUGCUGACGAUAUUUUGACGACGCAUUCUAUUCAGGGGUAGACACGGCAAGAGUAGACUAGUGACAAACUAGGCUUACUUUUUUGUUCUUGCACACCACUUAAGAUUUCAUUGCUAUCAAGUACAGUACAAUGGACGCUACUUCAACUUCAGGUGUCGAUACAAACUUUGCUCAAAGAAAGUAUCAAGCAAGUGAAAGUAAUCUUCCACAACAGUCACUCACCAAGACAACUGAAAAUACAUAUAGGGCAAACCAGAACUCAUCGGGUAUGGCAACACUUGGCACAUUUGAUGCAUUUGUUGAUGGUCUGAGUCACUACUACAUGAACCCUGAACUAAGUGAUGUCACACUACAUGUUGGGGACAUGUCUUUCUAUGCACACAAGUUUUUUCUUGCAGCAUCUAGUGAUGUUUUUCGAACAAUGCUUACUGCAAAAAAGUGGAAGGAUUCAUUAACCUCUGAUAUCCAUCUUGAGGAACAAGAAAAUUGCACUCCUUACUUCAAAGAAUUUCUUUCUUAUUUUUAUUGUGGUCAAGUAACAGUUACUGUUGAUAGUAUUAUGCCAAUAUUUACACUUGCCGACAAAUAUAAUGUGUCUAAACUUAGGAAAUUAUGCGAAGAAUACAUGACAAAGCAAAUUGGACAACGCAAUGUUAAAGGAGCUCUGGACUGGUUAACCUUUGCUGAAAUGUAUGAUUUGGCUAGCUUGGUAAAUCGAUGUUAUGCUGUUAUACGAUCUAACCUUCCUCUUGUGAUCCACACAGAGGGUUGGUUCUCUUUAACUAUCGACCAAAUAUGUCAGAUUGCUACAAGUUCAGAGGUAAUCAUACGCGAUGAACAUUCAUUUUUUAAAGCGCUUGAAAAUUGGUUGAAAGCUCAAAAUGACUCAAAUAUAGGUGAUAUGUUGCGUCGUCUGCUAAAAUAUUUCCGUUUCACUCAAAUGGCAUCUGAGCAGAUACUCCAGAUAGAAAACUCUGCAUUUGGGAUUGAAUAUCAAGAGUUACUAAAAGAUUAUAUUCUCGAAGGUUACAAGUUCCAUGCAUUGUCAACAAUGUCUAAUCUCUUCCACCAUGAUAAAUUUCUGCCCCGACUCUUCUUAAGUGGACCACAUUGCCAUGUUGUCAAUGCUAAUGUCCUGUCUCAACAAUAUUUCACAGUCAAUGCAAUGCAACAUGGGCAAAAGCCACGAUGUGCAACACCUUGGUACAUGGUUGCCAAUCUUGUGAAAGCAAAACCGAAAGAAGGUGUUAGUUAUGUGGAGGAUUGUUUAAUCACAUAUAAACUGCAAGCACCGAAUUCAGAAAUUGGAAAGUCUUAUCGACUUGCAAUUGUUGUUUAUAAUAAAGAAGACAAGUUUGUAGGUGGAAUUACAGAUUCGGGAAUAAUAUGCAAUCCGGAUGGCCCAUCUGCCAGUAUCCAUUGGAACCUUCAAACUAAUAUUAUCAACAUUCAGAUGCCGGUGCCUCUCGAGCGAUCCAAAGACAACAAGGUUAAACAUGGAGUGGUUAUUCAAGUUUAUUGCAAUUGAAAAUAUCAGCCGAAUUGUACAGCAGUGCUUCCCAAACUGUAUGUAGUGGGCUGCUAUUAUAUUUUCAGUGGUUAGUGGAAGAGUCCCUGUACUGUACAUAUAGAAGUAGUCACGUUAUUUCUGUCACUGGAAAUCAAUUGAAUAGUGUAUUAAACAAGUUAAUAGUGAUAAUUGCUUAUUGUCAAUAUUUUUACAGCUUAAUAAAACCCUGUGAGUGAAAUUACCUCCUUUCUGACAAAGUUGGUUUUUGGUGAUCAACAAAGUGGGUCCCUGGAAAAAAAGUUUGGGAAGCACUGAUGUUCUAUAAGGUGUACUGUUGUUCACUUACAGAAAGUACACAUGUUGUGGUAGGAUAACCUAUAACUUGUAGCAUCUUUGUGUUUAAUUGCAUAGGCAUGGUCCGUGACUACCUAGCUGUCGAAGAGACGCUUAGAGUAGCUUCAUUUUCACACCAUUCCACAACGAAUAUCGGGGGCAUAAAUCCUUUUAUUGUCCAACCAAAAACAUGUUUGUGUACAUUUUGAAUUUGUGAAUUAACAGUUGUAUGGGCCGAACCUUUGUGUGAGUAUUCCUCUGUUGUAAUGUAGAUAACAGAUAUAAUCACGAUGUUAUUGAUCUUAUGGCCUACAAACAUGAUGUUUUAGAACUUUUGCUCAACCAAAUGGAUUGAAGUACACAUUUAAUAUAAAACCUCACAGCCUUGAAGACUGAUAGUAAUACAAUGAGUGCAUUGAAAGUCUACAAGAUGUAUGCCAGUGAAGGCUGGAAAAGUCAUGGAAACCGAUACUUCUUGAACUUAGAACAUUCAUGCUGUCGUCAAUGUAUUGUACAUUUGAAUUUUAACAAAAAUAUAUAUUGUCCAGAACUUUAUGGAAAACUAUUUUAAAAAUAAGAAAUUGAUUAAACAAUGUACAGUAUGCAUUAAUUUAUUUAAACACACUAAGAGCUUGACUAUUUAUUAUUAAUUAUAAAUUUUUGAUAAAUAUAAACAUGUAAAACUUCUUUUUAAGAUGAGAACUGAAAUCACUAAUUUUGUAAUUAGUGUGAAAGUUAGGCUAAACAACAAACAACUGCUAUUAAAUUUGAAAUGUAAACAAAUGUACAAUAGUUACUUUGAUCUUUUUUAUGAACAGUGAUGUUACUUGACAAUCUGUCAUGUUUAUUUACUUAUAGAUAAUUAAGCUUAAAGAGAAAAAGAGACCAAUGUAUGUAUUCUUUAACUUUUGGAAAAAUUUAUACUAUACCAAUGUUUAAUAUAUGAUUUUGCUACCGAAAUUUAAUCAGUGAAAAGGAAAAAAAAUAAAGUCAUCAACUUUAAAUCAUUUUG
Messenger RNA from Anneissia japonica, 3046 nucleotides. Its product is annotated as BTB/POZ domain-containing protein 17-like. The record is from RefSeq and is a predicted model, not a curated record. The coding region runs from base 322 to 1719 and encodes 465 amino acids. Gene Ontology annotation, molecular function: protein binding. NCBI's taxonomy places the organism in Eukaryota, Metazoa, Echinodermata, Crinoidea, Comatulida, Comatulidae. The transcript is spliced from 3 exons.